This is a messenger RNA of Durusdinium trenchii, 690 nucleotides long. NCBI's taxonomy places the organism in Eukaryota, Dinophyceae, Suessiales, Symbiodiniaceae. The record is from the annotation of a GenBank genome assembly.
AUGAGAGCAUUGGGCAGAGUAGAGCCUGAAAUCCGGCCUCCAGAUGAAGAGGCCCUUUUGGAGAAGAAUGAGGAAGUGCCAAUGGGAGGAUGCUGUGCGGCCUGUUGUGAAUGCUACUGGUGCUGCUGUGGCACCUGCACAGUCUUCAUCCUAUGGGUCCUCCUGGUCACUUGGACCACGCAAUGCGGCGUGACCACCUUUCCUGUGGAACAUAUCUUGGCGUCCAACGCCAUCGCGGAUGGUACGAUCACUCCCUAUGAGAUGGGCACGUCGUUAAACAUGAAUGUGGAUCCCGCGCUCAACAUCGACCUGACCGGGGCUUGGUGGAUGGAUGGCAAUCCGGCCAUUUUUGAGCAAGUGGUCUCCUUCGCCGGUGCUGUUGGCGCAGCCCCCUUUCCCGUGAGCAUUCCCAUGCCCACCAACUUCAAAGGCUGUUGGACGUACUCCGACACCCUGCUCGCUCGUUUGGUUAUGGCCUACCAUGCCUGGACGACCGCGGUGAACGAUGCACACCUGUUCAUGUUUGCGAAUAGCACCUCAGCGGAGAUCGUCCCUGUGGCCCAAGCGGCCUUUGGGGGGCAGAACUUUGGCUUCAACAAGAGCCACAGCCGCAGUUCGAAGACACGGAAGACUGUUUUGAGGGGUGUGGGGGCGUUGUUUCGUUAUUUUGGCACGCGUAAGACGGUUUAG